Molecule: messenger RNA, 960 nt
Organism: Punica granatum (pomegranate)
Lineage: Eukaryota; Viridiplantae; Streptophyta; Magnoliopsida; Myrtales; Lythraceae
Source: RefSeq, a predicted model, not a curated record
AUGACGAACAUCGCAAAAUGGCGCUGCCAACUGACAGAAUAUGAUAUCGAGUACGUGUUUCGCACGUCAAUCAAAGGGCAAGCAAUCGCCGACCACCUAGCGGAAUUCCCAAUUGAGGAUGACACACCGAUUAAUUCCGACUUCCCGGACGAAGGGAUCCUCCAAGUAGAUGAUGAGGAGGAUGAGCCGACGUGGAAGAUGUAUUUCGACGGGGCGGUCAAUUCCGUAGGAUCCGGAGUCGGCGCAGUGCUGAUAUCCCCUGACGGGCACCAUUAUCCGGUUGCUGCGAAAGUUGACUUCUCCUGCACCAAUAACAUGGCCGAAUACGAGACAAAGGACGCAAAGUUAAUCCCGUACCACGAGUAUCUCGAGGAGUUGACAAAAAGCUUCGAGAAGAUCUCAUUCACCUACACUCCGCGUACGAAGAACCAAUUUGCGGACGCGCUCGCAACACUCGCAUCCAUGGCGAGCAUCACAAAGGGGAACCUCAUCGAGCCCCUCGAGAUUGAGAUCGCCAAAGGUCCGACCUAUUGCGACGCCAUCGAAGCAACCGACGCUAAACCGUGGUACGAGGACAUCAAGCACCUCCUGCAAACGGGCCAAUAUCCUCCAUUCGUUGAUCGCCGCGACCGGAAGACGCUAAGACGACUAGUAGUGCACUACUUCUUAAGCGGCGAAACACUCUAUCGGCGAUCCUUCGACGCUACAUUGCUCAGGUGCAUCGACAUACACGAGGUGUGGCGUCUCAUGGAGGAGGUACACGGGGGAAGUUGCGGCCCUCACAUGAACUGGCUCAUGCUUGCCAAGAAGCUCAUGCGCUUGGGAUAUUAUUGGUCUACUAUGGAAACCGACUGCGUCAGGGAGACCUUCUCUGGAGGAGCAAUCAUUUUAAGCGACAUGGACGAAACAGAAAACACACUCCCGAUCAAUGCCGACGCUAUUAAGAAGUAUUAUCCCUGA